Molecule: messenger RNA, 3663 nt
Organism: Esox lucius (northern pike)
Lineage: Eukaryota; Metazoa; Chordata; Actinopteri; Esociformes; Esocidae
Gene: zbtb24
Product: zinc finger and BTB domain containing 24
Exons: 9
Coding region: 188-2578 (796 amino acids)
Biological process (GO): regulation of transcription by RNA polymerase II
Cellular component (GO): nucleus
Molecular function (GO): DNA-binding transcription factor activity, RNA polymerase II-specific; RNA polymerase II cis-regulatory region sequence-specific DNA binding; protein binding
Source: RefSeq, a predicted model, not a curated record
UCAUUGGUCACUAAAUUAUUGUGUCGGAAGCAGUUGAACAGUGGCUUUCAAGUCCUUAAAAUCAGUUGAAUGAGUAACGUAUUCAUUUGAAAUGAAGCAAAGAUGUCGAGACUAUUUCGACUAGGCCUGAAGCUCUCAUUAAGGUAGUGAGGUUGGUGAGAAGCAAACUUUACCAUCCACCAAGAAAAUGUCUGCGCAUACCCUAAUACCACCAAUCUCCACUUCUCUCACCGCCCUUCAUUCAACAGCACACAAGGACACCAUCCUCAGCAAAUUCGACAAGUUGCGAAAAAGAGAGCUCCUGUGUGACAUCACACUUAUUGUUGAAGAUGUGCAAUUUAAGGCCCAUAAGGCCCUUUUGGCCGCCAGCAGUGGCUACUUCUCCCUUAUGUUCACUGCCGAGGAGCAGAUCAGUCAGUCCACCUACAGGCUGGAUGGCAUGGCAGCGGAGACAUUCAGGGCGGUACUGGAGUUCAUCUACAGUGCCCAGGUAUCUGUGGAGGAGAGUUUAACAGAGCAGCUGCUUGACCUGGCUAGACUCCUAGAGGUUAGUGAUCUGGUGAAAGCCCACACAGGCCAUAACCUGAAUAUGACCUGUCCCAGUGUAGAUGGCAGGGACCUUGGGAUCACAAACCGUACUUGUUUGGAUGUAAGACCUGAAGUGGACACCGACAACAGAGAACAUAGAAGACUGGGAGGAGGGUCAUUUAAGCAGCCGAAACGGAAAAGGGGCCGUCCUCGAAAGAACUUCACAGAAAUGCCCGCCAAGGCCCUGGAUGAGUCCAAUAUACAGGAACCGGAAAGUGACAUCGCCAAAAUCCAAGGAGCAGCCAAUGAAACGCAGCAGGUUAUGGUUGACGAUGUCACAUGUGGAGACGCUGCAGAAUUUCUGGCCGAGGCAGAUGAUAGGCCUGCUUCUCCAGCCAGAGACUCUGACUGUGCGGACUGUGAUCUGAGAUCAGCCGAUACUAGACGACAGAGCAAGAGGAAGAUCCGUCCGCCAGUGAAGUUCAAGGGCUACAGGGUGGGCAGCCGAGACGAGAAGAACUCUGACUGCAGAGAGCCAAGGAAGAGGGGCAGAAAAAGGAAAUACCCAAACACAGAAGCGCGGUGUGAAGACUGUGGGAAAGUCUUCAAAAACCACCUGUUCUUAAAGAUCCACCGCAGGACUCAUACAGGUGAAAAGCCUUUCAAGUGUUUUGCAUGUGGGAAGAGUUACACACAGAAACACACUCUACUGGACCACCAGCGGAUUCACACUGGAGAGAAGCCUUUCAUCUGCACCGUCUGCUCUAAAGCACUGUCCACCAAGCACUCUCUGUUGGAGCACAUGCACCUCCACACUGAAGAAAAAAUCUUCAGCUGUGAUAAAUGCGGAAAGACGUUCAACCAGAAGAGACAACUAAACAGUCACUACAGGGUCCACACUGGUAAAUCUUUACCAGAAUGUGAACACUGUCACCGUAGGUUCAUGGACGCAGCUCAACUGAAGAAACACAUGAGAACUCACACAGGUGAGAAGCCUUUUACUUGUGAGAUCUGUGGAAAGUGUUUUACAGCCAAGAGCACACUGCAGACCCACAUCCGGAUUCACAGAGGAGAGAAGCCAUAUGUCUGUAACAUCUGCAACAAGUCGUUCUGUGACGCCAGCGCCAGGCGACGUCACCAAGCCUCCCAUACCGGGAAGAAGCCCUUCACCUGCUCCUUCUGCAACCUGCCCUUCGCUCGCCUGGACAACCUAAAGACCCACAUCAAGACCCACAACAAGGAGAGCAUUGUCACAGUCGCCCCAGAGGAGGCCCGGGGCGAGGCACGGGUGGUAGGGGAGGAGGCCGGGGUCCCCUCGGAGACAACAGAGGAGGUACGCAGCAUUCUUCAGCUUCAGCCAUACCAGCUACCUGGCCACCCGGAGCAGGAGAUCCAGCUGGUUGACAUGAACAACCUCAAUUUUGUGCCCGGCCACUGUGGGCAGGAUCAGGGCAUCAGCAUUAUUACUACUUCCACGGAGGGUGGGGUCUUGGGGGCGGCAAAACAGGCCCAGUCCAGGUUGACCCUCCUGACCCAGCCGUCAGGACACAUGCAGAACAUGGCCUUGGUCACUCAGGAAAGCUUGGACCAUCACAACCAGCAGAUCCAGACUAUCAGUGUGCUGCAGGACGGACACAUGGCCACUGGGGUCGGAGGUCAGCCUGAACAGAUGCAUGUCAUCACCUUAUCCAAGGAGGCCAUGGAGCAUCUCGAGGCUCACCAUGGACCGCCCCAGCCUGUUCACCUUGCGCCCAGGCCUGGCUCCCUCCCUGCCCCAGGCCCCAUACAGCAGCUCCACGUUAUGCACCAGCAUCGCCCACACCACACUCUCCCACAGCCGUCCGUCACCCAGGACCAGGGCCCUGUUCCAGGGCAGAUGAACAGAGAGCAGCAGGCUCAGGGCCAGGCUAUCCACAUCAACAGCAGCCAACCCAUCUCUAUCAGUCAGACCAGUGAACAGAUCCCCAGCCACCACAUCCAGGGCCAGACCUUCCAAAUACAGGCUGGUACAGUCUCAUACCUCUACACUACCAGUCAAUCCCAGCCGUAGACUGUAUUAUGUGGGAACAACUGGUUAAAAGAGUGAAGAAGCAGGCUGCCCCGACAGAAGCCACAGACUGCACGCUGGCCGGAGGGGAACUCACUAAACGAAAAGGCAGAAGGGCCUUUGCCUUAGUUCCAACAUAGAUUAGACUGCGAAUUUAGGGAGAGACGGGACAUAGAAUGCUGACACCAGUGCAGCUCAGAUAAUACAUUUGAAUGGCACAUGGUUAUCUGUAGCUAUCUCACUAGCCUUAAAUGCAAAACGUUGUUGUCAUGCCUCUGUUCCCGUUUUAGGGAAAUCUGAUAACAUUGUUUCAAGUCUUUUCCAGCUCAGGCUGCUGUUGUAAUUGUAUCAUUAGAGUGGCGUGCCUUAUGAGCAGGUCAUUCCUAUAAUUUAAAAAGUGAAAUGCUCAGGCAAAUCUGAUUUUCUAUACUACAGCCUCUGCCAUAGAAAGAGUAUAGCUUGGUGUUUGUGGUUGCAAAUGCAGGAAACUGUUCACUGCUAAAAAAAUGUUUCAUGUUGCCGAUUAGCAGGACUCAAAUUAAUCAUCAUUAGGAAUUUUGCCAACUAUGAAAGUGUUCAAAUAAACCAUUUUAAAAGGGACAAAAAUAAUUGAUAAUUUGCGAUAUCAGUAGAGAGUUUACAACUAAACAAACCAAUAGUGAAAUGUUAUAUUUGCUGUAGAUUUGUAUAUCUGGUCAAAGUGUACCACAGUUCUAAAAAGGUUGGAAAUGGGAACCAAUCACCUAAGAUAAAGACAUGCUGCAAUAAUAAAGUAUCCAGAACCUGUUGGGAGUUGUAACUAGACAUGCUAUUAAAUAUGGCCAUAGAUACAAUUGAUUUCACAGAAAAGAGGGUCCUUUUAAUCAAAUGGGGUCCUUAAUCCUGACAUCUUCUGGUUGACAUGACGUAAAAGCUCUGUUGGGUAAUGGAUAUUAUUUAAGGCUACAAUAAAAGGUAUUCUCAUAUCAAACAUCUGGAGAAAAAUAAUUGGCUAAUAUUUUCUGGGUCCAGUGAAUACAUUAAUUUGGGUUUAUUUUACUGUCAUCACCAGGUGAAAUUAGUUUCGUAUACAAGAUUCCACAGACGUU